Symbiodinium sp. CCMP2592 is the source of this 3447-nucleotide messenger RNA. The record is from the annotation of a GenBank genome assembly. NCBI's taxonomy places the organism in Eukaryota, Dinophyceae, Suessiales, Symbiodiniaceae.
AUGGCAGGCGGAGGAGGCGUCUCUCCGUCCUGGCCCGAUCCUGAAUGCGAUGUGCUGAGCCGUAGACUGUACAAUUAUGCCGACGCAGAUUUCAGUGGGGAUGUCAGCAGCGAAGAGAUUUUGACAGUGCUCAGGCGGCUCGGCGAUGAGCUGGGAAUCCCUGAGGAAGAGAUCAAAAAGCUGCCGGUUGUGCCUGCGCCUGCAGAGACUGAAGAGGAGGAGCUCGAGCAACCCGAGCAGCCGGAGCCCGAGCAGCCGGAGCAACAGCGGCGGUGGUCGGAGUCGCUCCAAAAGCUGUGCGCGAAAGAUGGGGUUGGCGCACCGAAGUUCAAGGAGACAGUUCGGCAUCUCCUUCGGGGGCCUCCUCCUGGCAAGCCUCGUAUCGUUCUUGGGCCCGUGAUUGGGAAGGUGACUGAGUCCUCGGCUCGAAUCCUCGUCGAGGCGAGCCACGACAUCGAGGAGUUCAGUUGUACUUGCACGGCAGCGGGCUCGAGCAGCCCAUCUGUCAGCACGAAGACCGCGCUGAAAGAACGCCGACCCACAGUCUUGAAGAUGGACGGCUUGGCCCCAUCGACGCUCUACACCGUGGAGGUGCUCGGCGCCAAACUCCUGGUCGACCGAUGCAGCUUCCGCACGCUGCCGGCUGGUGGUUUCAGGUUGGGAGAGGCCGGAGGAGGUCGUUCACCUUGCUUCGCUGUCGCCAGCUGCAACUGUGUCUACGAGACCAGAAAGCGAGGUGCCUCGGGACAAGACCUCUGGGCAGACCUGAAGGAGCGGCUCGAAUCGGGCGUCCCCGUGGACUACAUGCUUCAUCUAGGUGACAAUGUAUACAUGGACAGCGACUGGCAUCUCAUCGAGUCGGGUAGCAUGGAACUUGAGGAAACUGAGGACGACUGCAAGUGGGGAGUUGCUCGGGACUGGCUCCUGAAGCUGAACGACACGUCAAAGUGGAGCCAGCACGAACAGGAGAUCGAGGAGCACUUCCGGAACGUUUACCGCGAGACUUGGGGUCAUCCCCCCACGCGGUGGGUUUUGGCCAACGUGCCGAACCUGAUGAUUCUUGAUGAUCACGAUAUCCGUGAUGAUUGGGGAGACCGGCCCGAGGACAAGCAAAGCGAGUCCGUUGACAGGUUUUUGGGUGAAAUCGCCUACCGCGUCUUCAACUCCUACCAGCGCCUUCUGUACGAGGAUCCUGUGCAGCUGCCAGACGGAACGAGCCGCAAACCAGAAUUCGAUUAUCACAUGCACGUAUUCGGAGAUGUGGGCUUGCUUUUCGUGGACGUCCGUGCCUGCAAAACUUUCCACUGGAAAGAGGCGGAGGACGUUUGCGCACCUAUGCUGGGCCAAGCCCAGUGGGCAGCCAUCGAAGAAGCUUUGGCGCCAGGCGGUACACUGGCGGCCUGCAAGGCGCUCCUGGCACUAGUUCCGGAGCCUCUCGGCUACGUAAGCCGAGCAUUCACCCAGAUCAUGGGCAACACGGUUUGCGACGACUUGCUGGGCCAGUGGUCAGCGGAAGCUCACAGGGCGGAGGUACCCCGCUUCCUGAAGAUGCUGAAGGCCUGGCGAGACAAAGAAAGCUCGCCACCAUGCAAACGAGAGGUGUUGAUCGUCGCUGGCGAUGUGCAUGAAGGUGGUUGGACGGAUCUGAUUCUUCACGACGUGGAAGAAGGGCAAGGGGAACGACGCAUUCGCCAGCUGACAACCUCAGCCAUUGCCAACAAGCAGACGCGGCCGCAUCAGGCUUUAGCAGUGGCGCUGACCCGUGGUUUCCUGUCGUCCUUGGAUGUCUCCGAGACGGGUUCUGGCUGGGCCAGCCGCCACUACGAUUGGACCAACCUGAACAACUACGCCUUUGUCAGCCCGAGCAUUGCCGUGGCAGGGACGCUGAAGGUGAAGGUCCUCAAAGCUCAUGGCUUGAAGAACCAGGAUAUGUUGUCCUGGCUGGACCCCUACGUCACCUUGACCGUGGGCUCGCAAACCUUCCAGACAGAGUCGGACUGUGCUGAUGAGCGAGAUCGAAGCAGCCCGGAAUGGAACUCCGAGGACUUCCUGUUCACUGUGGGGCCCAGCGACUACUACUGCAAGUUGCAAGUCUGCGAUGAGGACAGCUUGAUGGGUCAAGACCUGGGGUCUGUGAAGCUGGCAAUUCACGAGCUGGGCACCUGCACGCAGACCUUGGUCGAAACUUGGUUGAUGAACGUCUUCGCUCUUGCCUGUGCAUGCGCAUGCAGCCUUGCCGCGCUUCUGUCACUUGGGCUCUCCGUGUUGAGGUUUGCCAGACCGGGCAAGUAUUGGCGAUUCGACUCCGCCCACACCACUUUCUGGGAAAAGCUGAGACCCAGCCACCUCAACAAGCCCGACGCGGUCAAAUCCGUGCAUCUUCGAGCUACUCCAUCCGGCCAGCCGAAAAGAAAGGGCCAGAAACCGAAAUGGAAGCGGCCAGUCAAGGAUCCAGCGUACGACAACGACGUGGGCCAGAUUAGCAGAACAUACAAAUUGAUCUUCGUCCAUGUGCCCAAGACCGGUGGGAGCACAAUCGAGCAGUCGAAGUUGUUCUAUGAUGCUAAGAAGCAUCAUCCCAUCGGCGGUCACACCACGGCUGAAAAACUGCUGCCUGAUGCAUUGGAUGUGCGGAACCUGGCGCCGGGCUUUCGCAGCUUUUCGAUGGUUCGACAUCCCUGCGAGCGGUUCAUCUCUGCGUUUACCUACACUCUCACGUCGGCCCCCGAGCCCGAGCUGCGCUGGCACCACAAGAAUAUCGGCAACAGGAAUUUAACCGCCUAUGUGGCUUCGAGUGACUUCGGUGGUGAUGUGCUCUGGAGCUUUCUGCAUUUUCUGCCCCAGCACUAUUUUCUUUUCUUUGCCAACAAGACUUUCGGCGUGGAUCUCCUGCUAUGCCAAGACAACUGGACGAACAGCAUCCAGAGAUUGCGCGAGUACAUGAAGCCUACAGAGAUGCCUCCGUUUAGACACGCCCACGCACGCAGCACAACACAUUCCAAAUGCUCCGACUUUCCAAAGGAGACACGUCAAAGAAUCGAGAAAGCUUACGCAAUGGACAUGUGCCUGUUUUAUCCGACUGACGCUCCGACGGCGUGCAGCGGCUUGUCUGCGAACGAACUGACUUCACGCUACCAGACGUGCAAGUCACGUGUCGGACAAAAGGCGUUAGUCGCCGAGGUGCGCGAGGAAGGCGUUCAUGCAGAGGACAAGCCCUCUGGGUAUCCCGCCAGCAAUGUGGCAGCGCCGCCACAGGCAAUCUUCACCGCACAGCUGGUGACUGCACAACAAGGGUAUGAUGUGGCCAAGACGAAGACGCGCUCCACCAGCGACCCCGUGUUCACCACCGGCAAGAACUUCCAAAAUCAAACGAUGGAGUUCGUGGGCCACAGUUUCCUGGCUGUGUCGGAGGCUGUCCAAAAAUGUCGCUGCAUUUGCCGCAAAUGA